This is a messenger RNA of Solenopsis invicta (red fire ant), 14041 nucleotides long. RefSeq lists its product as uncharacterized. Lineage: Eukaryota; Metazoa; Arthropoda; Insecta; Hymenoptera; Formicidae. The record is from RefSeq and is a predicted model, not a curated record. The coding region runs from base 6701 to 8539 and encodes 612 amino acids. The transcript has 12 exons.
UGCAUUAUCCCGAGGCCGACACCUCGCGCUGCCGCGAGUCGUUGAAUUUUUUAAUCCCAUCAACGAGGGGCCGGUUCAACCGAAAACUACGUACGCCGCUUUGCCAUUAAUCUUUCACGCGUCCGUCGCGUACGAAGAUCAUAUCUCCAUAUCGAAAUGUAUUCCCGGUGUUGCAGACCGCGAGCGCGGGUCUGUAAAAAUCGAGCACUUUCAGGGGGCACUGGCGGGGUAUCUUUUUUACACCGUCGAUAUCGAUGCUUUUAUUUUACGUUUCGGCGCAGCGGAGAACAGUUAGAUUUUUUUUUUCUAUUUUUGUAUCGACGACAAUAAACCGCGAAUUUAUGCCGCAUAUGAUGUUUUUUUUUUUUACAACGACAGACUGUUUUUCAAUGGAAUCACUGGCGCGGUCUUUCAAAGGAAAAUAUGAUAGAUGAACUUAUCGCUAUCGCUGCUUGGCACGAUAAAUUCUUUUCAGUUGUGCAAUUGAACGGUGCCGAUCGAAGGUGUCUAAUGAUCGAGGAGAUUGCAGGUUACUUGUUGAGAAUUUCAAGCGGGUAUCGCAAGAGGACUUCUUCUACAAUCCAACGAACGUUUCAAGUAGACACUCUGAUUGCGAUAUAUCCCGGAGAAUAACGAGUAUCAUAAAUUCGCACCACGCUAACGAUUGUGCUCGUUUCUCCGUUCUACAAAUGAUGCCGUAGCUUCUAAUGAUGAAAAUUGUGAAUUAGUUUAAAAAUGAAAUUUUGAAAUGUUAACGCUUAUGUGCGCGUACACACUAUAUCGCGAGUACGGUACGUUUUGAAAUUUCCCGAAAGUACACUUUCCUGUUUCAACUGUAACAAUGAUACGUGGUUUUAGUAGGGAGCAGUUUGCAGUUUCGGUUAGACUGGACCCUUGGUCGCACUUCCACGAGCUUUAUUUUAAUAAUUAUCCCACACGGCUAAUGACCGUACCAUCGUAUUAGCCAUCGAGAUACGCUCUCGCGUGCUGCGACACUAUAUCACUUUCCUCAGAGACCAAGCAAGGGAGAUUGUGGAAGGUUGAAGGAGAGGAGGGAGGUUCCUUUUUCGACGGAAGAAGGGAAUAUAAAAAUAUGUGCUUAAGCCUUCAAUCGCCCUGGCUACAUCGCGAUUUACAUGAGAAGACAAAAACUUGCUUUCUAGGCGUCUCCUCUCCAUUUCCGCGAGCUUUUGCCGCACCCGUAGCUUUCUCUCCUUCCGCCCUCUAACAGAGAACUGUGCGGUACGGUACAGUGUGCAAACGCGGCGCGGGGAAAAGCUGGCUCAGCAGGACUCCCUCGUGCCGGUGCUUUGCAUUUUACAAUAGCAAAGAUAUUAUGUAAAGCGUCGGUGCACGCGCAGGCACGAUCACGCACGCGGCACCCCAACAGCAGCAGCAGCCGCCCGGGCGCGAGGCGAGCACACACGUAUGUACCUGGAACGCGGCGAACUUGGCGUUCGCGUGCACUUAGCACACUCGGAAUAUCGUAUCGCGUAACCGCAUACAUAUGUCGCCCGUAUAAUCUUUAUACAUGCAUACACGCGUAUCGUGUAGCGCGCACGCGUGUUCGCGCGCGCGGGCGCGCGCGCUUGAGCGUUUAAGCUCUUUCUCCUUUUCUUCCACCGCGACACCGUCGCGUCGUUGUCGUCACUUAUCCCGCGCCGCUCUCUCAACUCUGGUCCGUGUACAAAGUGUCUAUGCGCGUGAGCGCACGAUGUUUCUCUCUCGACCGCUUCCGCGGCGAUGUAUAUUCUCGCACGUAUGCAUACGAUGCAUCGGCAGAAGGAGCGAAAGAGGGGGAGAGAAAGAGAGAAAGAGAAAGAAAGAUAGGUGGAUGGUUACGUGUCGUUCCGGUGUAUACACACAUCCACCCCGCGUACUCGCGCAUUUAAAUUCCCUCUUCUUUUCUCACGAAGCUCCUCCUCACAGCCUUAUCUUACGUAACGUCUCCCGUCUAUAACGCGAAUGUAUGUGUGUGCUCAGGAGAGAUAUACAUUUCGGAUAACGAAUGAUAUAAGGGAAACGGCGCGAGACGUUCCGGGUUAAGCUAAUACUCGAUGUACCUCUAAUAAGUAAUGUACGUUACAUUGUAGCAAGAAUAAUCUUACUACGGUGGAGCUGUAUGGGGAAGAAGGGAGAGGUGUCAUCAUUUCACACAUCUGCAGGCGUCUUAUCUUUCCUCUAGCUCGCACGGCAGUUAAUUAAAGCGGUAAUAGGUGUUCCGUUUGCUAUAUUCGCAAAUUGUCAGGGAUCCCGUUUGCAAAUCUUGUUGGAUACGCCAACUUUUCCGUCACAAUCCGUAGAAUACGAUAUUUAUAUGACAAUAUUUAUACGACGGACAGACGCAAAGGAGGGAUGCAAACUGCGCGUUCGCGAGGUGGAUGACAUAUUCUUUCCAUUUACAACCCUCCGAGCACUCCGCUUCCGUACCGCUCGCUGGACUCAAAGGACGAAAUACGUUAUAUACGCGAGGGAAAAGAAGGGCGCGCCAGUAUCGGGCUAAUAUAGGGUCGCAAAAGGUGAAAGGAUCUUGACGUCUUGCAUCUACCUUCUGACUUACCCUCCUCGGCGCGGCGCGACGCGGUAGGUCCCGUCUCCGCCAUCCUUAUUGCCAGUCGCGUUGCACUCCCUCUCCGCGCGCGCUCGAUCUGCAAAGAAGAGUGCUGGCCUAACGCGGGUAUCGAUUCUCUCCACCCGUGUAUGUGUAUUAUGUACGUACGGUAUGCUCCACAAGGGCAUCGGGUUAUCUAUACGAGCCAUUUUAACGCGGUGCAUUGUCUUCGGUGAAUUGCAUUCCGUAGAUACUGCCGCCUGGCUGUCGCCGCCUGUGCCCCAAGCUAUCGCUCGUUGUAUCGAGACUGUUAUGCGAUUCACGCACCGCCGCAAUAGUGGCGAUACGAAGCGCGCUUGAAAAAAGUUGGCUGACAAAGCGCGGGGCGGAAGGGGCGAGCGAGCGAGCGAACGCGAAAACGCAACUCUCUGUUCGCCGGCCGAGCGGAUGAAUUUCGCCGUACAUCAAAAAAAAAAAAAAAAAUUCAAUCAAAAUGGUGCACGCGAGCGAUCCCUGAGCGCCUUUUUUCUCUUCUCCCUUUUGAUACCUCUAACAUACCGGCCCGGCCUUGUGAGGCCGAUAGUCGGCCCAUUAUCGUCCACAAUGUUGCACGUCGCGAUACUCGGAGAUUGAACUCUCGACCGAAGCGCGAGAAUUCAAUGGCCUAUUUUUGAUGUAUAAUCCCUUCAGGAAUUACUAUCGGAAAUUAAGGACUUUCCUUUGAUUUUUUACAAGAUUUUUAACGCGUUAAAUAACACUACGAUGUACUCACUUAUAGUAGACAGGACGAGGGAUGAAAGUAAUACUUUGAAUUGGUGUCUUUAUCUGGUCCAUUCUCCUCUAGUUUUUUUUACAUCUCUUAAAGUCGUUGAUAACCCAACAUGUAUCUAUCACAUAUACAUACACACAUACUUGUAUAUAUAUGUUUUAAUUGACCAGAUUGCCAUUUUGGAUCAGAAACGUGAUCAAUAUCAACGUUGUCAUGCACAACAAAAAUUUAUACACCGAGAAACAAUUAAUUACAUUAAAUCUCAAUUCCAUUGACCGUAGUACGAAACAACCACACAAGUUUAUCAUAAUGUUUACACGUUAUUGUAAUAUUUGUGUGUGUGUGGUUAUUGGUUUUUUUUUGUUUACGUGCUCGAACGUAUACCUAGAUAUAAUAAAUCAAAAUUAGGAGUAAUCUUCAUUCGCUCUUUUCUUCUCGUUUAUCGUUAGUGCUUCGUUUUUCUCGGCGCAUGUCGCGCCGGCGCCGGGAUUAAAGGCGGAAGACGCGAAGAAUUCGAACCGCGCGAGGAUUACUCGCGUAACUCGCGCACUUGACAGCGCGGAAGGUGAAGGUUAUUUAUGUGGCAGUCCUUAAUUAAGUUCGUCCUGUAAUCGGCGUAAUCCACUUUGCGAAGAGAAUGGUCCCGUAUGUUCGCUCGAUUUCCAAGUACGCCCACCGAACUGACCCACUAUACCGCAAUGUGGCGGCAUUAGUAUGUGGAUAUACAUACAUAUAUACACGUAUACAUGUAUGUAUGCACGAAUGUAAGGCUUACACGAGACACGCUGCUUUGUAUUCAUAUCUCAAUGGUGAGAACUUUCUAACGAUAUUAUGGACUAGGCUGAUCCGCGUUCCACCCUUUCGACCCUUGCGAAUCUCCGCAAUUUGUAUCUCCCCAACAUAACGAUUUGAGGAUAAUUGUGUUUUAUUACCCUAUGAAUUCCCGCGUUUUCCCUAUCGAAUUAUACCAAGUUUCGAGGGUAGUUGUUUACUAAUGGUUGACCCAGCUUUGAUUGCUUAUUUUAUUAGUACGUCGUUAUCGUUGCAAGCUCGCUCGUCAAGCGCUUCAAGCGAACUGAUACGCGAAUAAUUUCAAUGCGAAUGGAACAAUUGUUCGACAUAUUGAAGUUGGGAACUUAUUCGAAUCCGUACGGCAAGUCUGGAUUUAACGUACGAUAUGAAUUUAAAAGCAACGUCAUCAUGCUCUCGUGAUACCAUGAUGUUAACAGCGCUGCUGAAAAAUGCAGAUUUGGGUAGCGAGCGGCUUGGAGUAGCAUCCGAGAGCCCUAAGUAGUGAAAAACUGCGAGACACGAAGUGGGUUAAGCCUGCCGCGGUCUAGAUUCCAUAUUUUCAAUCUUCUCGGAGCCGCCUAGAGCCAAGACCUCCGCCAUCAAGUUGCAUAAAAGCGCAACCUUUGAAAAGGGCGCACGUGUGCUUCAUCCAGCUUUCGACAAGAGCGCGCUCGCGACGAGGAGCACUUAGUUGGCGACGUGCAAGAUGAAAUAUGUUCCCUUUGCGUUACAUCAAUUCCUACAAGCGGCGGUCGACUUUAAACACUCGUGCGGUAUCUCCUAUUUCGAAGCGUUUCACGAGUUAUUAGGAUUAUGCGCAGAUACUAGCGGCUGUAUCCGCUAGAAAGAUACUACCAUGCCAGUAAUUGUGCGGUUAAUGUAUGCAAAAAGGAUGCAAAUUUAUCGCUUGUUGCGCGAACGAUUUGCAUAUCUGAUGACGGAUGCUUGUUGUAAAACGUUGCUAUGCAUUAUUUAAGUACGCCCGUUGCAUUUAACCCUCGCAGUUUGCGCGAUGGUAUAACGAUCCCGCGUAUAGCCUCCUCUCGUCCAAUGUUAUCGCCCAGAUACGUCGACUUUAGUUUAUUUAGGGCACGCCGAUUUAAUCUCCGUGAAAUCGAUCGCCGAUUUAACGAAAUAUUAUCCCACGGUUACGCUCCACCUCGCUUAUGCUAAUGAAUUUGCGAUAUCCUCUCCGGCGAUUAAUUAGAUUUUGUCUGUUGCUCGAGCGUUUUUAAUGCCUCACGCUAAUCACGGUUCGCGUUUUGUCCGACUCUGCGCUCUCUUGCCGCGAAGCUCCCGCGAGCGAACCCGUGUGAACGCGCGCAGGUCACCGAUAAUGAAUGUCGACCCAUGUAAAUUGGGUUAAUUGAAUUUCAAUUCAACGUACGCAUCAGAUUUUUCGUCAUGGAUUUUUGCCCGCGGCUUUUCGCGACUAUUAACUGUGCGGUGUACAAAUUGCGAUCUAACGUACGGUCAGAUGACGCGGCAAUCCGCCCGCGAGCGUUUUCUCCGCGCCGGAUCGCAACGUUGUGUGCAAAAUUAUUAACGACGUACACGGCGCAUCGCGCGUCUCUCGCGGCGCUGCACCGCUCGGCUCAUCUUGUUUUUUUUUCUUCGCUGAAAUUACCGCGCGCGACUUACUACGCUGUCAUUUGACCGUUCUGUAACCGGUGGGUUUAAUUUCCACUCGCGGGGCGCAGACUCAUUAGACUCGAUUAGUCUGCAAGCAGACACACUCCUUGAUGUCUUCCACGCGUACAUCCUCGUGCACGUAUACGGGGCGUGUACACACCGGCGAACCGGUGUGCACAAACUCGAUGUCACCAUUAGAAUUCAAGCAGCACGUUGGUAUGUAUUCCAAUGUAUGUAUUCACGUGCGUUACUCACCCAAGUAUGCACUGCCAAGUGUAUGUACUUGGGUGAAUGCGGUGAAUUGUCAUGGAUGCGUGAAUUGUCUUGCGUGCACGCGCGUGCAUUCAAAGGAUCUGCCCUUGCGCGCAAAGCACAGGGUGAAUAAUUGGGUUAAGCAAUAUAUCGCAGAAAUAAUUUAUAGACUAUUCUCGUGACUAUCACUUUGGACAAUACCAGGAAAUUUGAAUUGAAGAUCAAUUGGAAUUGUUGAUUUUUAAAUUAGAUUAAGGAAUAUUCGAUGAACGAAUACAAUACGAGCGACAGAUCUUGCGCAUACCUUAACAUUCGCCGUUACCGCAUUGUCAUGAUGGCCGUAUUGUCAUUUGCGCGAUACGACAUCUGCUUCGGUUUAGUGAAUAUUUGGCAUGCGGUACGAAUAAUGGAGUACUCUGUAUUGUGCUGAAAUCACGCGGUGUACAGGCACUGGGCACAGGCUCGUUAAAAUGUACCACGUGCCGCGGAUCGCGUGUCGCACGAAGACCGACCAGAAAGUCUCUGGAUUUCCGACUUCUAAUGUCACUGGCAUACGGAAAUGACACUUUAAUCAGUUUGUGCCGUGUACGCGGACCUGUCGAUCAUCUGCACGAAGCCAAGUUAACGUUAGAGAUUGAGAUCGGAAUACGAAAGAAAGAAACGGGAAAACUGUAAGAACCUUUACGUGACGUAACAUCGAAUCGAUGAGCGGCAUCGUCGCCAGACCACGAAGUCGAGAUAAAUAUGUUCUGGAUGAUCAAAUAACCGUUGGACAUUCGAAGAUGAAUUGGCCACUGGUGCUGACUUGUUUUUUGCUGCCCCAGUCGUGCAUUCUCGGUGCAUCGCGUGGCUGCACAUUCCCGGAGGAAUGGUACGGUCGGUGGUUCCAGUCGGGGAUUACGGACUUGGUGACGGUCAACGGUUCCGAAAUCACCAGCAAGGGCUUCUGCAUCGAGAAAAACGGCGACAAGUUUCUCGUUCAUGACACGAAGUACAGAUGUUACCGGUGCAUUGUGAUGCAUGCGCAACAUGCCAACGUUCUGCAAUACAAAGAAACUUAUUGCACGAGCGAUUCACCGGAACCGAGUCUGCUGACCCAAUGCGGCACGCUGACCAGCGAUGCCACUCUGGUCUCUCUGUUUCGCUCCAAUGCAGCGCCGCUGCCCUGUCCCAUUAAGGGUCCCUUGGAGUUCACGUACAGCCAGGGCGAGGGCGAGUGCAAUUCGCCGCGGUCACGGGCGGAAGCGUGCACGCAGGACUCGCGUCUGCUCCUGCGCUACCAAGCGUGUGCCAACGUUCACUCGUCCGAAAGCGUGGACGUAGAAUUGGAGUGUCUGGCUCAUUGGAGGGAGGGCAGCACAAAUUACAUGGUCGCACGUUUACACAGCGAUCGUAACGAUCGUAAAACAAGCGACGAGGAGAGCUACAGAUGCUUUAUUUACACGAAUCCAUCGAACAACACGUGGAACCUCGCGCAGAGCUCGGAUGCCGCCUGCAACGGAUUGAUCAGCGUCACCGAGGCCGCCAGAACAUUCAAGAUGAUACAGAAAAAGCCACUGCAGCGUUGCGCGUAUCCGUCCUGGGUGGUGGCCGGUAAAUCGUGGGUGGCUUUGGAUCGAAUGGCUUCUCGACUCCUGGCGUCGCCUUACAACCUCACGAUUCUCGACCGAAACGAGACCCGCCUUGUUUGCCAUUCAGCUGUUUCCAUUGAUGAUCAUCACUAUCACCAUUCCAUGCCGAUCGAUAGGGAGACCCAGAAGCAGUUCGUCGCAAAGGCAACGCGAGAUUGCAAGAACGGAUACGUAUGCGUCAUGUUCCACAAGAGGGACGAGCACGUAAUAGAGAUGCAACUGUCGGAAUGGGGCCAGCAGCCCGACGACAUAUGCAACUCGAGCACGUUCAACUCGCACACGAUGCCGUACACGACGUUCAUCACGUCCGAUCCGAUGACCAGGCAAUGCCCCAAUCUCGGUCGCUACGAGAUCGUGUCGUUGUUUCGGCCACCGAAUGCCGACAACCUCGAGAGCGUAUUGGCCGUCGACGGCGAGCAGAACGUUGCUAACGCAGCGGAGGUGCACGACGUGAGAGUGCCCUCGACAGCGUACCCAAGCCAGUGCCAUCACGGUAGUGUACGUAGAUUGGACAUCGGUUGCAGGACACCCGAUCGCAUGGAGUUUGCUACGUCUUGCAGCGACGAGGCGUUAUCCGUCGAUGCCGUCUCGUUUCCAGAGUACUUAUGCCAUGGAACUUGGGUGGAGAACGGCACCGCUUACUUGGUGGCUAGCACCGACGUCGGGCGUUACUGCCUCGUUUACAGCGCGUCCGCCGCGACGACAGGAAGUCGUGAACUCUCGGUGACGGGCCAUCUCGCUUCCUGUCCGAGAGCCUCUCAUCGCUAUCCAGUCUCGUGGCAGGUGAACCUCACGUCGUACGCUCAAUGCGGCGAGGUCUCGUCGGGGACCACGUGGGCGCUUCGGGUGCCGAUGUCUCUUCUCCACAUCAUUUUCCUCGGCGCCCUCCUCGCCAGAUACAUCGCGAGGUGAUGCCACUGAGCCGAGACGCGCCACGCACCGGUGGCUAUAUAGUUAAAAGAACAAAAACUCUUAUUGCGAAAUAUUUGCAUUUGUGAUGAUUGUGUGUGACAUGCUGGUACGGUGAGGUAAACUAAAUAAUCAAUCUUAGGACAUAAGUGAGCGCGAGCGCGAGCGCCGUGCGUCGUGACGCACGAAUGGAUGAGAAGUGAUUAAAAAAUAUAAAAGAGACAAGUCGGAAACGGGUAAGGUAUAUAUACAUAUAGAGAUGCAUGUCCCGCGAAUGUGGCAAAGCCGAGUAUGGAAGCGAGGCUUUACGAAUGUACAUAAAAAUCGAUGCGUUUACGAAACGCAAGCUUCCUACACAGUUCCGCUACGAGAGAUCGAUUGAAAUAACAUUAUUAUUGAGGAGAGAGAGAAAGAGAGAGUCAAAGCUCAGCUAUCGAAACUCGAUUACCUUAUUGCAAAGAAAAUAACAUAAAAAUGAUACAUAUAGAAUUAACGGACAUUUAAUUACCAUGUAUCGUUAUUAAUGUAACGAUAUCUUUCCAUAAAUUGUGACUAAAGGAAAAUGUUAUUUGUUAUAUGUUUUAUACGCGCGGCAGUAGUUAGAAAAUAAUUCCUCCUUCUCAUUCACAUUCUAUUGAUACAAUCGCAGUUGCAGAAAUUAUCCUUUAAUUACCACGCCCAACUGUGAUCGCAGCGUGAAAAUAUGCUGCGUUUAUUGCCCUCGAAUGAACUUGGUUUGUAUUGCCUUCGUAUGUCGCAAUCCUCGUUACGUUUCUCUUGUAUAAAGAAAGGCGAAGCGGGAAUGUGUUGCGUGGCUGGACGUCUUCGUACGUAGAGUCGGCGUGGAUUUGCGUUGCUGUAUAACGGGGUGUACGUUUGCCUUUGAAGAUGUGAGGAAAACCCAACGACGACUUAUUGAGUUUCGCGAAAAGAGUCGCUAGUUCCGCGAGGUCGUGACCGGAAAUAACGGACGACACGUUCGGGCUCUAUUUGUGCUUUUAUCUUUUACAGGCGGUGUUCUCGUUGCAAGAAAUGCUAGAGUGCAUUUAUUUGUUACGUCAUCUUUUAUAUAUAUUCAUUUAGGAUUAAAAUGUAAUCAUUACAGUGUAAUUUUCCAACAUUUAUUCGAUUCAAUUCUUUAAUUAUUUAAUCCUUUAUUUUACAUUAUAACAGUUGAAUAUUGAUAAAUUUUUUUAGUACAGACACGCAAACUGUCAUUAAAAAGAUAUUUUCCGUAAACUGUACAGAGAUUCUCAAAGUAUGGAUCGCGUCCUAUAGAUUUUAGUGGGUGAAAAAUUUUUCAACGAUGGUAGGAAGCAAAACCAAAUAGAUUGCACUUAUUAAACUCCUUGCGCAUGAAAAAAAUAUGUAUCGAUGACGAAACUAUCAUUGACAGAAAUAGGAAAUAAAUACAUUCUUCACACUUUCAUAUCUUAAUAUGUAUUUGAGAAAUUACAGAUUUAUAAUAUUAUAUUCAAGAUAAAAUUAAAAUGUAGAAAUAUAGUGGUAUAACUAAAUAUUCAUUUUAUACCUCUUCGCUCUUUCAUUUUCAUUAAAAUGGAUUGCGAUUCAUACAAGCUUGGGAAACUCUGGUCUAAUACUAAUUUCGCUCGAUGCUACAUAUGCAAAUUCCUGACGCUUGUACUAGUCGUCGCGUGAGAUGAUGUAAUAAUAAAAGAAAAUAAUAAGGGUGCUGGGGCCAAUAUUAUACGAAAUGAGUGUUGCUCAUAGAGAGAGGGAGUAAGAGCGAAAGAGAAAGACAGAGAGAAAGACAGAAUGAAUGAGAGAACGAGAGAGAGAGAGAGAGAGAGAGAAAGAGAAAAGAGAAGAGAGAGAGAGCGAGUGACAGAGAGGAAGUGAUAGAACUAUAACUACUUAGAAGUAGCUCGGCAGCCAGUGCCACAUUCGCCGGACGCGUUCGACGCUUCUAAGUGCGACGAGCGAUACAUGUACUUACUUAGGGAAGAAUAAGAAAACUGCCACGUCCAACCUGUAAUUAUACGCAUUUCCGUUAAAAGCUUCGUGGCACGAAUCGCUCUUUGCUGAGGAGCCGCUGUAAAAAGAGAAAAAACUAUACGAACGAUUAUUACUGUAAUUAUUACUACUAUCGCUGUUAGUACCAUAAGGCCGGAAUAACGAGAAAAACGAACUCUUUGCUCCUAAAGAAUUCCUCGCUUUCUUUUAUACACCUCGCGCGGGAGAGAUAUUUAUCGGGUGGAGGGAGCGUUUAGCCUGUAAGCACUCUGUAAAAACUACACUCUGAUCCGCCAUUGAACUUUAAUCCUCGUGCGAUGAAUGUGAGGUCGAUACCUAGCUGUACGCUAUCGAGAGCUUCUGUCAAGUGAUCGAGAAAUCUCGGUCGCGCGAUCCUAUUCCGCGUGUGUCGUAGUCGUAAUAGAAAUGUACUUGCAGCGCAAGGACUUGAGGUGAUGGCAACGAUUUGAGAUGAACACGAAAUAUCACUGCCAUCAAGCAUUUUCUUUGAUGCGAGAAAUACGAAAUUUGAAAUACGAAACAGAAUAAUGAUGGAAUGAAAUUCAAUUAGCGAUUGACGAAGUAGAAAUAAUUAGGCUAGUUAAAAGAUAUUCAAUUCUGGAUUUUUUUUUUAACGAAGAAUUAGUAUUGGGUUGGUUGAUUUAAUUUCAUCUCUUUUGUCCACUCCAAAGAUUCUUCGCGAUACUAAUCGAAAUGUUGAAAAUAUAAGAUAAGAAAAAAAGUGCAAUUUCAGAAUAAUAUUAUUCAAUUCAAUUAUCAAAUGAACAUGCGACGGAAGAUCAUUGCAACAUAUCGGUAUCGAGAGAAAAAAUAGGCAGUAGGCUAGACUGCAUGCGACAUAAUAAUAAAUAACAUUCAGGUUUCUUACGUAAAAUUCAGCCAUAAUUUUUCGGAUAAUUUGACAACAUAUUGCCUGAAAAAGUCUGAAACUAGAAAAAAAUAGAUUCUGCAUUUUUUCAAAUGUGAUUUUUCAGAAAUGACGAUCCAAUAAAAAUAAUUCCUUUUAACGUUAUAUGAAUCUUUUUGAGAAAUCAUUAAUCAUUUAAUUUUAAACCGACCAUGUAUCGGAUUUUGUUAAAGACAUUUUAAAGCGUUAAGAAUUAUUGUAUAAAAGGAAGAAAGAGAAACGAAACGACGACAUUGUGCGAUCGUUUGAUACGAUCGUCUAACAGAAACCAACAUGUCGACAAAAUAUACAUAUUUUUUAUCCGAAAUAUUUUACUUAAGGGCUCUCCGAUCGCAGGACGGAGGGCGAAAACGGUAUUCGGCCGCGUAUUAAUCGAUUAUACACAUAUACUUGGGCAGUUAGAUUUACGCAAACAAAUAUAUAAAUAAUAUUAUACGCGACAAAUCGAUGUUGGCUAUAAAUUGUACACUAUUAGGUAAACCGAACAAAAUAUAGGGGAGAUAAUAAGGACAUAGUCGAGGAUCGAAAGUACCCAAUCAGCGUUCGAUUUCUUCCCAUCGUGCUUUAUCCUUUAUCCAUAGUAAGCCAUAUACGCGAAACAUAAUUUUUCUGAAUUCUUUUUAUAGCAAUUCUCUUGCAAUCAUGUCUUUAAGAUGAUAUCGAUGAUUACUCUAAUUUCUCUAUUUGUUCUGUACGCGAAGUUUCACACAAGAGGAAUUCCAAGAUUUUAGAGUGCCAGCUGCUCUAACGAUCGUAAAAAUACAGUUGUUGUUUUUCCUUACAACCGUGAUCUCCAGUACGUACAUUUCAGCAUUGUUCCGUGCUCUCUGUCAAUUAGUGUUCUGUAGUACAGCGAGCUUUUGUACUAUUCUGUUCCACGAACUAGUUUCGCGGAAUCAGUAAACACGAAGUAUACGUUUCGCCGACCUUUAUUUAAGUUGCAUCCCAGAAUCGAAGGCUGCGGGAGAGAUUAUUUGUACAUAAUAGGCUUUAUAAAGGAUUCGAAUAUAUAUGUAUAGUGACAAACGCGAUCGAGUGUAAUCUCGCGUCGUGUACGUCGACACGAAGAGAUAUUCGUUGUAAAAAGAGGAAGACGGGAAAGAAGAAUUAAAAAAAAAGCUGGAGGUGAAUUCAAUUUUAUGAUAGUGAUCGCGAGAUUGUAGAUUUCAGGGUAUUUAUAUCGAAGGUUACAUAGUUAUACAAAUAUACAGAAAUAUUUAAAGAUAAAUUAUAUUGUGAAAAAAAAAAAAUAUAUAUACUAUGUUUUUAUUGUUGUAAAGUUGACCGGUGCGGCCGACGCAUCGACGAGAUUAAGCUCUGUUCUUGUAACUAACGUAAUUCAUGUAGUUGCACCCGCUAUUAAGUUACCUCCGUCACCAUACAACAAUAUUCGAGUACGCAUCGAAGUAGCCCCGUUUUUAAAUUUCCGAAUCAGAUGCGUAGGGCGUGUUGCUAUUAUCAACUUUUCCUAUUUUGUUCCUUUGUUUUUCUUUUUCUUGUACUUACGAGUGGCAGAGAGAGAGAGAGAGAGAGAGAGAGAGAGAGAGAGAGAGAUUUUCGCAGAACGACGACAGACAAGAUGUAUAUAUAUAAAUUUGAGAAAAAUGUCUCGAUAUUAUCCGGCGCACGAGGGCGAACUAAGUGGCGGAUACUCUAAGGCGGUUAAAUAAUCCAGAUGUUUAUAACAUAAGGCGGAAAGAGGGAUUUCUCUUUCCGCUCUCCUUAUACAGUGUAAUCGAACACGCGCACACGUCACUACCUGUAGGGCACGACACAACGACUAUUACCGUCUCUAAGUCUUAGCGAAGUUACUUGGUAAUUUUUAAUCUCGAUUUUCGUAAACGAUGGGGGCGAGACCCGAUGGAGCAUCGGACGUAAUCCACACACCCCUCGAAUUGGCCCGCGAGUCGAGGGUAGACGAAUCUCUCCUAUCGGCGUCUCGUUCUCGAGCCGGUGUGCACUCAGGUAUUAUAUAUACUUGUCGGGAGGAGAUUCAGCCGAUUUCGCGAGAGGAACUUUUUGUUUAGCGCAAACGAGAGCCCAGACCUGUCGAGGCUUCCUCCUUUCCGUUGUAGGAUUCGCGACAUGUUUAUUCUUCAUCGAGGCCUGGCGCGGUUGACGAUUCAUAAAGCAUCCCAAUAUAUCCCGCAAUAACGAGGCGAUAGAUUUAGGAGUAAUCGCAUGGUGUAAAGCCUCCGACACAUACCUUUUCAUCGAGGAAUAUCAGCUUUAUUCCGCGUGUGUGCGUAUGCGCGUGUGGGCGCGCGGCGUCGAUUAUCAAAUAAGUAAUUAGAGGGGAGGCGGCGACGACAAAGCUAUUGUAUGUAUUGUACUGAUAGGGGGAAAAAAAAAUUACGGACAGAGUUGAUAAAAUGUUCUGUACCGUAACACGCGCGAGAUCUGAUGGUACUACUACUCUAAAAGUUCAUCACGCUUGAAGGCUAUCGAGAAUCUAUACAUAACUGAGUGUUUUACUAUUGGAUUACAAUAUUACCUAUUAAUGUAAAUGAUACCUAUUAAUGUAUAAAUGGUUUUUCAUUAUUACAUUAUUAUUAUAUUAUAGAUGUUAUACUUAAUAAUAUAUUUACAAAUAAUUAAGACGA